AUGGAAGGAGUCAACUGGACAUCCAGGAAAGAGUUUGUUCUGCUGGGAUUUUCAGAUUACCCAAAGACUGAAAUGCUCAUCUUUAUUUUAUGUCUAAUAAUGUACCUGGUGAUUCUAAUGGGAAAUAGUAUUAUAAUUGUUCUGACUAUCCUAGAUUGUCACCUUCACACACCAAUGUACUUUUUCCUCAGUAAUCUCUCCUUCUUAGAUAUCUGUUUUACAUCUUUUUUUGUCCCUAAAAUGUUGACCAACUUCUUAUCAGAAAGCAAAACCAUCUCGUUCUGUGGAUGUAUGAUCCAAAUGUAUAUCACCUUGUCCAUGGGUGCUACAGAAUGUGUGCUUCUUGCUACAAUGGCCUAUGACAGGUAUGUGGCCAUCUGUAAUCCUCUCAGAUACCCUAUAAUCAUGAAUAAGAGACUCUGUGUGCAACUGGUGGUUACUUCCUGGGUGAUAGGCUUUCUCGAUUCAGCUAUGGAAACAGCUCUUAUAAUUGGGCUGCCCUUUUGUGGGAAAAACAUAAUUAAUCAUUUUGCUUGUGAACUUUUAGCAAUCCUAAAGCUCGUCUGUGUGGACAUUUCCUUGAAUGAGAUUAUUUUGUUAAUAGACAGCAUAACAUUUGUAUUCUCCCCAUUACUUUUAAUUAUUACCUCCUAUAUUUUUAUUCUCUCUGCAAUCCUGAGAAUUAAUUCUGCAGAAGGGAGGAAAAAAGCCUUUUCUACUUGUUCAUCACAUUUGACUGUGGUGACUGUGUUUUAUGGGACAAUUCUCUUCAUGUAUAUGAAGCCCAGGUCCAAAAAUUCAAUUGCAGACAAAUUUAUAACAUUGUUCUAUUCAUUGGUGACCCCCAUGCUGAACCCCAUCAUCUAUACUCUAAGGAACAAGGAAGUGAAUAGAGCUAUGAGAAAUGUGUUAAAAAGACUUAUAUUUGUGAGGGGCCUAUGA
Molecule: messenger RNA, 942 nt
Organism: Monodelphis domestica (gray short-tailed opossum)
Lineage: Eukaryota; Metazoa; Chordata; Mammalia; Didelphimorphia; Didelphidae
Product: olfactory receptor 13C9-like
Biological process (GO): G protein-coupled receptor signaling pathway
Cellular component (GO): membrane
Molecular function (GO): olfactory receptor activity; G protein-coupled receptor activity
Source: RefSeq, a predicted model, not a curated record